Molecule: messenger RNA, 3516 nt
Organism: Mizuhopecten yessoensis (Yesso scallop)
Lineage: Eukaryota; Metazoa; Mollusca; Bivalvia; Pectinida; Pectinidae
Product: transmembrane protein 2-like
Exons: 25
Coding region: 165-3380 (1071 amino acids)
Source: RefSeq, a predicted model, not a curated record
GGUGGGCAGUGAAGCGAAGUGUGAUGUUAUAAAUAGGAAUAUUAUGAUGUUCUGAUGUGUCAGAAGUUAGACAUUCUUUUGAGGUUAAGGCAAACAUAUAUGUGUAACUUACACACUGAUAAAGGGUUUCUGGUAAUACUGGAAUUGUUGUAGCAGAUUAAAAAAUGGAGUCUUUUUUCGUGAUUUGGAUUCCUUGGAUCUUGCUGCCAUUGUUCCAUUUGAAAACAUCUUUCUUUCAUGCUGAAGUGUCUCGUGCAGCUUGUCCAGAUAAAGACGCUGGUCUGAAAAAAUGGUCCGAAGCUACAUCAUGGCCAAACGGGGUUCCCGUAGAAGGCGAUGACGUCAUCAUUAACUCUUUGAUAGCAUUGGAUGCAAGUCCCGGGAUCGAUCUCGGCAGCGUAACCAUAGUCACCGGAGGGCGACUGGUGUUUUUACCAAACAGUGACCUAACCCUUAGAACGAAAUACAUUGAGAUAAAAGGUGGACGGAUGGACAUCGGAUCUGCAGAUUGUCUUUACGAAGGAAAAGCUACAAUUCAACUACUAGGGUCCGUCAACGACACUUACUCUGUGCCCGGAUUCGGCCAGAAAUUCCUUGGCGUGAACAAGAACGGCACGCUUGAGGUUCACGGACAAAAAAAGCUUUCAUGGUCAAAGCUUACAAGUCCUGUCCAGAAAUUGACUGACGCUGCCUUCGCCUCCCACGAUGCGGUAACAAGAGAAGGAGACGUGAAAGGUUUCAUGGUGAAUUCCUACAACCCUCUGACCGGGAUGAGCGAUCGACCACGUGGAGAGUUUAUGAUCGGCAGGAGUCAUCAAAAAGCGAUUGAAAAGGAAACCGCCAACUUUACCAAAUAUGUUAAUGAUAUACCGAAUGGAAACGUAAUAAUGCUUGCGGUUCGAAAAUUCAUCGUUGACAGAGAAAAUGCUUUUGACAGAAGUCUGUUUUAUAAUGCUGUUGAGAUUUUGGGAUAUGGAAAGGUCACAAAUUCCAGCAAAAUCCGAGAUCUCGUCUUUUACGAUAGUUUCGCUAUGAUCGUGGUUAAAGGUGAUUACUCAAAGACCAUCGAAAGUUUCGAACCUUACAAGGUUGGCGGUAUUCAUCAGACAUCCUCAGCCACAAUGCUGUCUGACGACAAGGGUAUUAAGUUCUUCGUCGAGAGCUACACCAGAUCCCUGGGGUUCGGAGCAUCUACUGCGAUAUUUGAAGUGACGUAUACAGAUCAAUCCAUCCCUAUAAUCACCGUCUCUGAUAACGUCACUUCCUGGCAAGAAGGUGAUAAAGUUAUAAUCACAUCUACUGACUAUGACUGGGAGCAGGUUGAGGAGGGCACCGUUUUUCCGUGUAAAGAUUGUGCCUACAAUCAGGUCAGAGUCGACUUGUCACCAAGAUUCAACCACUACGGUGCAAUCACCAAUAACGUGGACAUGCGUGCAGAGGUGGGCUUGCUCAGUAGAAACAUCAUCUUUGAAGGAGACAUGGAGAACACCGACGAUGAGUUUGGCGGACAUAUAAAGGUUUUGAAAGGAUUUAAAAACUUCCACAUCGAAGGAGCAGAAAUUCGCCGUAUGGGACAAUCUAACAAGCUAGGUAGUUAUCCGGUUCAUUGGCAUAUGUGUGAAGGUGUGGACGACCAAGCCACAUACCCUGUACCUACGUAUGCACGUGAAAACGCCAUACAUAACUCCUAUGCAAGAUGUGUUACAGUCCAUGCAACGCAUGGAACGACGGUUGCUGACAACGUCUGCUACAGGAGCAUUGGUCAUGGAUAUUUCCUUGAAGAUGGCGGUGAAAAGGGAACAAUAUUUAGAGGCAAUCUCGGUGUUGGACAAACAAAGGGACAACUCAUUCCCACUGACGACCUCCCGACUACAUUUUGGAUAACCAACCCACUCACCACUUUGGAAAACAAUGUAGCGGCUGGUGGAGAUGGUUUCGGAAUCUGGUACAUUUUCCCGUUUGAGCCGCUCGGACCGUCUCGGGGAAAGGGUUACAUGGAACCGGAGGAGGCUAGCCACACCGCUAUUACCAAGUUCUACAACAACGUUGCACAUUCCAAUAAAUUUGUCGGACUCAAGCUGGACGACUCUAUGGAUGAGAACGGAACAAGGAUACUGAACAAUAAAUACGAACCAUGGAACGACCCACUCGACGAAACAUCUGGUAACAAAAAGGUCGACAUCGUCAAACUGACAGCAUACAAGAAUAGAUUUUACAACGUCAUGACGAGAGGGUUAAUCGAACUCACCCAAUCUUCGGUUGCUGACGCUGUAAAUGGAGUGCAGUUACUGAGAUGGCGUACUGGAGGACAGUUGAUAACCAACUCUGUUAUCAUUGGUGAUUCCGAUAAUUUAGGAAAUCCUGAUGAAGACGGGUCUAUUCGAUCUUUGCCAAUGCUAGCCGGUGGGCAAAGACCGAGAAAAGGACUCAUCUUUGGAAUCGGACCAAUGAUUGCAAGGAAUGUGUGGUUUGACGGAUUUGCAAACACAUCUGAUACUGAGGCAGGGGCCAUUUCGUUUCAGGAAAUCAACGGCAUGCUAAGUUCCCCUGGAAAUAUCCUAGAUAAUAUUGGAUUCGGCUUCGAUGAUUCGUCAGAGGGAAACAGAGUUCAUCAGGUCGAAAAUCCUGAAGAUUAUCGUGAUGGGAGUAAGAGUGACAGAUUUUUUGAUGCUUCUGGUUCCGUUACCUCAAUUCCUGGUGCCAGCGUUGUAAGAGAAAAUCCAUUUCAAAUGACAUCUAAUUGUACGAAAAGAAAGAACUGGGGAAUGGCUGUUUGUAAAGAACACUUUGCACAGGUAUUAGUAAGAGUCGACACAGGUGACACUGCAACAAUGAUGAGGACGGAUGACCUCCAAACAAACAGACAAACAUCUGAUAAUUUGGGACAGGCAGUGUUCAACGUUGUGACAGGUGGAACUUAUUCUUACCUUGUCAAGUUUGGCAAAAUCCUGCCAAAAGAUGCUUUCCAGAUACGUGGAAUGGGAAUGGCAGUGGAUCAAGAUGUCGUUCUUGGUGUCUGUGUACCAAAGGACCUGGUAUUUAAAGCCAUGGUGAGGAAGCCGGGCAGUGCGAGGAUGACAGAGGUGGACAGUGUUGAUCUUGUCAAUUCUGGUGACGGGUCUAAAUAUUACUUCGACCGGGAAGUCGGGGUACUGUUUGUAAAGUUGUCCUACGAUGGGGGCAAGUCAUUGACGACCGUUAUGGGCUUUGCGCGGCUAGAAACUAAGAAUCGUCAAGAAGUUGACUGUGAAUCAGCAUACACAACAAAAUAUGGUGCCACACAACAGGUUGCUCAGGGUUCACUGGAGUUACCGGCAGAAUUGGUUCAUUCGUCGCCUAGUCCUCCUCAGAACGCAGGAGCAGGCUCAACUCGACCCUGAUGAUGAAGGCGUCAAACAAGAAAUCCACUUUUUCUAUUUUUGUUUUGUUAUGCUUCCAUUUUAAUUUUAUAUGAAUCACUUUUGUAUCGAAGUUGUCAUUAACUCAAAAGACGAUUGAUACAUAAAGUGUUUAUCA